AUGUCUGAUAAACCACAAAAGAAGAACAAGCUCAUCUUCAAGGGUGACAAAGAGCAAAAAAAGAAGAAGAGAAAGCAUCGUGCGGAUGAAAAGGAAGAAAGAGAACAUAGCGAAACAACAGACCAAGUUUGGGUCAGAGCAGACAAUUUGGAAGACUUGAUGGGGCCAUUGUUCAUCACUCAUCCAAGCGACCCACCUGUGUGUCUCACUGUAGAUGAAGAUGACCGUUUCAUGGCAUAUCCCCUGCCGGAUCUGUCAGAGACAGCACCUGAGCCCACCAUCAUGCAGCAAGUGUUUGUGGGGUCGCGUAUUACAGGAUCGACGAAUGCAUUUACAUUCAAAUCUGCCAACGGCAAAUAUCUGAGCAGCGAUAAAAUUGGCGUAGUAGCAUGCGACAGUGAAGCUAUUGGUGGUCAGGAAGAAUGGAAGCCUACAGUGACAGAGUCAGGCAUUGCAUUUGAAAGCGUACAUGGCAAAUUUUUGAUGGUCGACGAAAUUGCAGGUGGAGGUGUUCGUAUUCGUGCAGAUGCUGAAGACGUUGGAUUCUGCGAAUCAUUCAGAGUGUACUGUCAGUCAAGAUUCAAGUACAAACCAAAGUCGAAAAAGCAAAAAUCGGAUGGAACUGGCUCAGAGGUGGAUAAUGUGUAA
Mucor velutinosus is the source of this 648-nucleotide messenger RNA. It is a transcript of the gene ERG20, whose product is annotated as Farnesyl pyrophosphate synthetase. Gene Ontology annotation, molecular function: actin filament binding. The record is from RefSeq and is a predicted model, not a curated record. The transcript is spliced from 3 exons. Gene Ontology annotation, cellular component: nucleolus; catalytic step 2 spliceosome; striated muscle dense body. Bases 1 to 648 code for a protein of 215 amino acids. NCBI's taxonomy places the organism in Eukaryota, Fungi, Mucoromycota, Mucoromycetes, Mucorales, Mucoraceae.